AUGCCAGAGGUCGAUAUCACCAAGCUUUCGCCACGCCAGAUACCCUCCGUCUCGUACACCAUCCAGAACAUGUGGAUAUCCAUCUCGGCGAUGACCUUCGCCAUGGCAUCUUUCUUUUUCACGCUCUGCGUAGUGUUACCGUUGUCCAUGACUCGGUUCUUCAUCCCGAUCGACAAGCUUUCUAUGCCUGAGACCGAGACAAAGAAAGCCGUCCUCAUCAUUGGCGCUUCGCGCGGGAUCGGAUUCAACAUCCUCAAGCAAUACAUCGACGAGCCGGACACUGCCAUCGUCGCUACUUCACGUUCAAUUGAAACUGUUAGGAGCAUGGCCAUCGAGUUAGGCGACACUGUUGCUGAUCUUCGGUGCGCCGAACUUGACCUUUCUGGGACGCGAAAGCAAGUUUCCGAAGCUAUCAAGUCCUUGGACAGGCAGUAUGGUCCAUUUAGCCACGUGUACGAAGUUAGUGGUAUUUCGAAUCACGUCAAGGAUCAUGGCGUUUGGGGCUUGGACAUUACUGGGGAAAUGAUCAGCGUCAACGUCGCCGGCACCGUAGCUUCCGUCCUAUCGAUGUAUGACCUCAUGAAAGGUCGCGGGUACGGCAAAAUUUGCGUCGUAGGCUCGAUUGCCGGCCUGUACAGCCCAGCGAACAUGAUAUCCUAUGCAUCGACAAAGGCAUUUGUCAAUAAUUUCUGUACUUCUCUCCGUAUCUUGGCUGCUCCGACCGGCGUGGAUGUCAUUACUGUUCAACCAGGGUUCAUCGACACUCGCAUGACGAAGCAUAUGCGCAACCAAGGCAGCACCGUUCCAGGAACAGAGUUUGGCGAACCCGAAGGUUUGGCCGAACAGAUGAAGGCAGCGAUGGAAGAUGGCGGAAGGGGAAUUGUCAAUUGGCCUGUUCGGCAGGGCGUCGUUGCCUAUGGGCUACAAGCGAUGAAUCCCUCAUCUUGA
Molecule: messenger RNA, 948 nt
Organism: Cyclocybe aegerita
Lineage: Eukaryota; Fungi; Basidiomycota; Agaricomycetes; Agaricales; Hemipholiotaceae
Source: the annotation of a GenBank genome assembly